UUCCUUCCUCCGCUCACCCAGUGGCUGAGAAGCCUGUGCCGUUUAUGGCGAGGCGUUUGCCGUCCAGAGGGAGGUCAGCUUCCUUCCUUCGGGGAGGCCCGUGGAUGCCGCUUGAACCGUCACUGCCCUUGCAGGAUGUUUGUAGUCCUCCAGAAGAAGACAGCUCUCAACAAUGAGAUCUUUUUCAAUCACUUCAAGGAAAAUAAGGCGAAGAUAGCAAGUGCAAUAACAAAGCUGUUUCCUUUCCUCGAAAGCCUCAGAGACCGCUCUUUUAUCACCAAUAAAAUCUAUACUGAUUCUCAUGAAGCCUGCAUAAACUUGGUUCCUGUGCCGAGGGUGGUGUACAAUGUUCUCUGCCACCUCGAGAAGAGAUUUGAUUGUUCACUUCUAGAAGUCCUGUUCAGCAGGGUUAACCUGAAGGAAUAUCCUGAUUUAAUUGAGAUUCACAAAAGCUUCGAAAAUGUGCUCCAAGACAAAUAUUCUCCCCAGAAAAGUGAUGGAAAAGAGACACAAAAAAUGCACAGCAUUCAGCCAAACUGUGAAAGAGGAACUGGUGAAAACUCCUUGCCAAGCCUGCCUGGACCACACUCGGAUUCCUCCUUUUCCACUGGUACAACCCCACCUGAGAGCGGACUCUUGGAGCACCUCCGUGAAACAGAACAAGCAAAUACAAAAGGAAAAGAUACAACCAGAGACAAAAGUGAUGUACUAGGAAGCCAAGAAGCAAAUCAACAAUGUGCCCAAGAGCCUGAGCCAGCAGGGUUAGAGCUACACAACCCAGGAAUCCAAAUGAAUUCCUGUUCUGUGCAUCUGGUGGAUAUAAAGAAAGAGGCGCAACUUUUUAACUCAGAAGAUGAGCAGCAAGCCCAAGCAGGAGCUAACCAUAACCAGGCAUCUGACACAAUAGUGAUCAAGGAAUAUGGAUCUUCAGAAUCAAGCGAGACAGAGGAGGCCCAAGAAGCCACUUGCUCACGACCCCAGAUUGCACCAGAUCCUGUGGAUAUUGGAAACACACUUACUUGUUGGAUACUUAAAAGGAAAAGACCACAUAGGCCUCAAGGUGUUCCAUGUCCCAAGUGCAAUACAGGGCAUGACUGUGACUUUUCAGAAUCCAGUGAGGAUGAGUCACCCCCGGAAGCCCGGAGCUCAGCACUGAGACGUGGGUGUGGUGAGAAGGGGAUCAACAGUAGUGACUCUUCAGAGCCAAGUCAUGGAGAAGACCCUGAGGAAACCUGCAGCUCAGCCCUGAGAAGUGCGUCAGGAGCAGAGCUACAAAGACCUGAAAAGGAGAAGUGUUCCUGUGUCAUGUGUUUUUCAAGUGGAGUGCCAAGAAUUCAAGAAGCAACAGCAGAAAGUAGCCAAACACCUGACAUGAUGGAUGCCAUGGAUGCUGGAAACAAUUCUGCUUUGGAAAAACACAGUGGAAAAAGAACAGAUUCUUCUUUCUCUGACUCUGAAUCACUCUCAGAGUCAUCUGGACUUUCAGGAUCAGGUGAAUCAUCAUCAUCAUCAUCAUCAUCAUCAUCAUCAUCAACAUCAUCAUCAUCAUCAUCAUCAUCAUCACGUCUCCAGCCACAUCACCUUCUUCAUCAUGAUUGUCUAUCUCACUGAAGCCAAGUCCAUGAUGUCGCCGAUAUCUUCCUGAUAAUUUACUGUCCCUACUUUGCUGAUAUUGAGACUCCAGUUCUUCAUGAAUUUUCUUGUCUUCUUCCCCUGUUCAGAAGUGCGAUGCUGUUUUGUGAUUUCCUAUAACAAGACGCCCAGUAUAUUCUUUCUUUCCUGCACCCAUCAGUCUCAAGAAUUUUUGUUUUUUCUCUUCAUUAUCCAAGUCUGCUGCCUCCCAAUUGCUGGAUCCAAGAUCGUCAUCUGGGGAGGCUGGUCGCUUCACCCCAUGGGGGUGACGCGCUGGGGCAGCGCUCAUCAUUGUAGGCAUCCCGACGGGAAAUGCUAAACCCACUCGCGGUUCUUCUCAGCCGCGACGCCAGCAGCCUGAAAUCUGCCACCGGCCUAAGCAGCUCUACUCCAGAACGCAGACCUUCUGUUGUUUUUCUUUUAGGUUUGUUAAAGGAAUCUUUUGUCCUAGAGAAGUUCUAAAUUUUUAGGCAGUUAAAUUUGUCAGGCCUUUGCUCACUGGUGCCUGGAGUUCAUAUCAUAUUUACAACAGCCAUUUCUUCCUCAAGUUUUAAAAAAUAUUGUUCUAUAUUUGAUUCUGGAAUGUUUGAAGUACCUGAUUAUUUUUAAUGUUUAGAUGUACAAUCCACAUGGGAUUUGCCUCUUUGUGUAUAUGAGGUGGGAAUUUGAAAAAUAUUCUCUACACUGUUGCAUCAUGAUUUAAAUCUCCAGUUUGAUCACACAGUAUCUUUACCUGUCUACAUUCUGUGUUUGCUUUGUAACCAAAGCGGCUAUAGAAGAGAAAGGAGAGCUCAGAAUCAUCCUGAUGAUUCACUGGGGGUAAAUUUUAGGAUGAACUCAGGAAGAUCUCCCCUUACUUCUUUCCUAAGUCCAUUGGAACGUUUGAUUAGAAAUGCAUUGAAUUUCCAGAUUAAUUUAGGGAGAACAGAGACUUUUACCCUUUUAUUCAUGUCUUAUUUAAUGUUCUUCCACUAAGAAUUCUCUUUGUACAACUCUUACAAUUUUAAAGUUUUAUAUGCUAUUUGUGUCACUAUGAAUAUCUGGUUUUUUUCAUUAGAUAAUAACUGGAGUAAAUUUUGAUGAGACAAGACUCUCAAACUUUUCAGUAAUAUUUAAGUGGAAAUUCUGUAGUCAUUUUAUUAUCUAUUUGUAUGUAAGGGAAUCAGGAUGCCAAUGAUUUAAUAUAAAAUUAUUCCAGUAUUUACAUAGUAUAGGGAUCCAAAUGUCUCUUAAAAUAUUACAGCCAGGCUCAGAAAUUAUCCAGUGUCAAGACAAUCAAAUGGGAGAAAAUAUUCACAAGCUAUAUACAUCCUAUAAAGGACUAAUAGCCAGAAUCUGCAAAGAAGUCAAGCAAAUCAGCGAGAAAAAUCAACCCUCAUCAAAAAGUGGGCAAAGGACAUGCACAGAAGUUUCUUAAAAGAAGAUUGACAAAUGGUCAA
Microcebus murinus (gray mouse lemur) is the source of this 3071-nucleotide messenger RNA. Lineage: Eukaryota; Metazoa; Chordata; Mammalia; Primates; Cheirogaleidae. The record is from RefSeq and is a predicted model, not a curated record.